Molecule: messenger RNA, 1539 nt
Organism: Calypte anna (Anna's hummingbird)
Lineage: Eukaryota; Metazoa; Chordata; Aves; Apodiformes; Trochilidae
Gene: SF3B4
Product: splicing factor 3b subunit 4
Exons: 6
Coding region: 51-1307 (418 amino acids)
Biological process (GO): positive regulation of mRNA splicing, via spliceosome
Cellular component (GO): U12-type spliceosomal complex; nucleolus
Molecular function (GO): RNA binding
Source: RefSeq, a predicted model, not a curated record
GGCGCGCUGCGGGUGACGUCACGGCAGUCGGGCGGGAGCGGGCGGGCAAGAUGGCGGCGGGGCCGAUCUCGGAGCGCAACCAGGAUGCCACGGUGUACGUGGGGGGGUUGGACGAGAAGGUGAGCGAGCCCCUGCUCUGGGAGCUCUUCCUGCAGGCGGGGCCGGUGGUCAACACACACAUGCCCAAGGACCGGGUGACGGGCCAGCACCAAGGCUAUGGAUUUGUGGAAUUCCUCAGCGAGGAGGACGCCGACUACGCCAUCAAGAUCAUGAACAUGAUCAAGUUGUACGGGAAACCCAUCCGGGUCAACAAGGCCUCGGCUCACAACAAAAACCUGGACGUGGGAGCCAACAUCUUCAUCGGCAACUUGGACCCGGAGAUCGACGAGAAGCUCCUCUACGACACCUUCAGCGCUUUCGGGGUCAUCCUGCAGACCCCCAAAAUCAUGAGGGACCCCGACACGGGCAACUCCAAGGGCUACGCCUUCAUCAACUUCGCCAGCUUCGACGCCUCCGACGCGGCCAUCGAGGCCAUGAACGGGCAGUACCUCUGCAACCGCCCCAUCACCGUCUCCUACGCCUUCAAGAAGGAUUCCAAAGGGGAACGCCACGGGUCGGCGGCCGAGAGGCUCCUGGCAGCCCAGAACCCCCUCUCCCAAGCCGACCGACCCCACCAGCUCUUCGCCGACGCGCCGCCUCCGCCGUCCGUCCCCGCACCCGUGGUCGCCGCCUUGGGACCUGGGGUCACCCCUCCAGGUCUCCCUCCACCAGGCUCCUUCCCGCCGCCGGUUCCCCCUCCGGGCGCCAUGCCGCCUGGGAUGCCCCCCGCCAUGCCACCCCCACCCAUGCCACCUGGCGCCGGAGCCCCCGGACCCCCCACGGGGGCUGCACCCACCGGGGGGCACCCCCCGCACCCACACCCCUUCCCCCCGGGGGGGCUGCACCACCCAGGAAUGCCACCCAUGCAGGUCCACCAUGGCCCCCCAGGAAUGGGGCAGCAUCACCCAGGACCCCCGGGUUCGGGGGGACAACCCCCCCCUCGCCCCCCACCCGGAAUGCCCCACCCGGGACCCCCACCCAUGGGGAUGCCACCCCGAGGACCCCACUUCGGGUCACCCAUGGGUCACCCCGGGCCCAUGCCUCACCACGGGAUGCGGGGACCCCCACCCCUGAUGCCUCCUCACGGCUACAGCGGACCCCCCCGUCCCCCCCCCUACGGCUACCAGAGAGUCCCCCUGCCCCCCCGGCCUGCCCAGAGACCCCCCGGGGUGCCCCCCAGGGGCCCUUUGAGGGGUCCCCUGCCCUAAAUAAAAAGCCCCCUCCCCAUUGGGGAUCCCCCCCCCUCUCUCCUCACACAACCAAGAGGAGCAGUCGGUGUCCCCCCCAUCUCCCUUCUCUCUCCCCAUUUUUUAUAACAUUUAUUUGGGUUUUUUCUCCUUUUUCUUCACCUCCCCUCUCCCUUUCCUCUUUCUCUCCAUUUUUUAGUGUUUAUUUGGGGUUAUUUUCCCUCUCCUAUCUCACCCCCCCCUCCCUUUUUCC